GAAAUGUGCAGUGUUGCAGCAGCAAAGGUGGUAGUAAAAAUAAAUGUAUUAACAUCAGUAAAUAAAAGUAAUAAAUAGGUAAACAUGCCAUACAAACACAAGGAAAUGUGAAAAAAAGUAGAACUCAUACAUACAGUGUAGGCAGAAUAUAUACAGUGAAACAGGGAUGCACAUCAGAUAAUGGAGUUGCACCGAAAGACAGCGAGUGUUGCACAUUAAAUUCAGUUGAAGCUGAGACAUCAGCGUUGACUCUGCCACGCUCCAUCACAUCUUCAUGUGGUGUACAAAAGGUGCGACACCCAAUCGUCUCGUUUGAUCAGACGACAUGGACAUACCUGUGUGCAGCCUGACCUCGGAGUGUGACGAGAAUCCUUCCAACCGUCCCACGCGGCUCCUCUUCAGGAUGGGGACACGCCCACCGCGGAGCAGAGCCGCUUCCCGUCCUCCUCACCCGGCGACCACGCACCAUGUCGACCACCGUGAAGAGCCUCAAAGUCACCUACGACCCCGUCAACGAGAAGAACACCUUCGUCUCUGGCGACCUGGUCGCCGGGCGGGUCGCUCUGGAGGUGGCCAAGGAGUGUCAGAUAGACUCCCUAUUGAUCAAGUUUAAGGGCAAAGCGGAAGUCUUGUGGACGGAGAGGCACGGCCAGACCACCGUCGUGUACCACUCCAAGGACAAGUACUUCAGCCACAAACACUACUUCAUCCGAGGCAAAGAUGUCAAAGACGAUGACAGCGAAACACUAUUGACAACUCAGCAUGGAGAUACAUACAGCAGUGUUGUCUCCCCAGGCUGCCAUGUCUACCCAUUUUCCUUUCAGGUUCCUGACCAGGAUAUGCCGUCCUCUUUUAAGGGUUCUGUUGGUAAAAUUGUGUACUUGCUGGAAGCCAAGCUGAGCAGAUCAAUGAGGAUUGCCAAGAAAGAUUCGACCAAGAUCAACUUUGUUACAAAAGCAGACUUCAUCGGCGACCCUGGGCUCAUGACUCCGCAGCACGAUUCUAAGGAUAAGAAAAUGAAGUUUUUCACAUCAGGAACAGUAGCCAUGGACGUAGAUAUUGAAAAAACUGGUUUCUUACAAGGAGAAGGAUUAAAGGUUCUGGCCCACAUCCAGAACAACUCCUCUCGUGAAAUCAAGCCCAAGUACUGUGUGUACCAAAAGCACAGCUUCUUUGCAAACGGGAAGAGAAGAGUGAAUACAAAAGACCUCAUUAAAGAGGUGGGAGACCCCAUCCCUCCUUCUGCAAGCGAAAAGGUCACAAGGGUGAUCACCAUUCCCCAUGAUUUUGAGCCCUCCAUCCCCAACUGCAGCAUCAUCAAAGCCGAAUACAGACUCAGGGUCUACCUGGAUGUCAAAUAUGCUUCAGACCCAGAGAUCAAAUUUCCCAUAGUCAUCUUGCCGGUCACUGAGGUUCCUGCUGUGGCACCACCACCUGCUGCUGCUGGCUUUUCGUCUGGAUUCCCGAGUGCAACAUUCGGGACUCCAGACCCAGCAGCCUGGGGCGUCGCACAACCACUGCCACCAACUGCACCUCAAGCUUUUGAGCCCCCUCCUGCCUAUGGAGCACAUGGGAUGUACCCUCGUCUGUCGGAUUUUGGCAGCAAGUAUAAGUGACGGGACUGAUAAAUAUAGAGUUAGUAGUUAGUAGUAGUUCUAGAGUUAGAAAGGAGAGUUACAAUUUUAUGCUUUUAUGAAAUUAUUAAUCUAGAGUGCAUUGCUUUCAUUGGUACGACUUUCCACAACUUUUAAAUGUCAAACCAUAGCAAAUUAUGGGCAAAGUGCCCUGUAGUGAAACAAGUUACCUCCUUUGAUCACAGCCUCAAUAUAUUUACUGCAGGAAGUGAGAUUUUUAAAAGUUUUUGGGGGGGUUAGGGUUAGGGUUAGCCUGGUGGUAGACACCACCACUAUCUGCUAUUAUGGUCCAAACAUUUCUCUUUCAAGUGAAGGGAAUUUUAUCGUGCAAAUGUGAUUGAGCCAUUUUAAUGUCAGUCUUUGAGUGAUUUUAUCAUGUGUUUGAUUGUAUUGAUUGUUAUCCGUUACAUUUCUCUGGGAAAAAUGCUUUUUGAAAUAAACCUCAGACUAUUA
Molecule: messenger RNA, 2087 nt
Organism: Scophthalmus maximus (turbot)
Lineage: Eukaryota; Metazoa; Chordata; Actinopteri; Pleuronectiformes; Scophthalmidae
Product: arrestin domain-containing protein 3-like
Exons: 7
Coding region: 468-1616 (382 amino acids)
Biological process (GO): protein transport
Cellular component (GO): plasma membrane; cytoplasm
Source: RefSeq, a predicted model, not a curated record